UGGUUUGGCAAAGACCUGCAGCGAGGGAUUGUGGGAAACUCCCAGUCGAUCCCACCGCCCUCUCCUGUUCAUCCGUUCCUCCUUUCUGCGGAGCAUCUGGCUUUCAAGGUGUGACAUCAGCAGCCGAAGGUGGGAGUGAAGGAUUUGUACUAUGUUCAGGCAGGAUAUCAUUUGAGCAAGACAACUUUUGGAGAGGCAGAGCCACAGCUUUCCCAAGACCCAGAAGUGAGAGGCAGGUCUUCCUUUUGGGCUGGCAAGAAGGGCCAACUGGAGAGAGCCAUCUCAACAGCCGCCUUCACCUCCCUCUGCUUUGGUUGAGCUGAGUUUAGGCGAUAUCCACCUUUGCCACUCUCAUGAGCAGAAUGGAGUCUAAAGAAAGCACCCGAAGUGGAAACAAGACUGAUAGCAAGACUGCUGGCUCAGCAAAGCCUGAGAAGCCUCAUUCUGGGCCUGCGGCAAGUGCGGAUAAGAAGGAAGCUCCUAAGGAGCAGCCAACUCCUGCUGUCCCUGCCCCUGCAAAAAAGGGUGCCACAGCAACCAGCGAGGCAGCCAUGCUGAAUGACCAUAGCAACCUGAAACCUACCGCAGUGCCCACAGCUGAGGGGCCUGAAGCCACCACCCAUCCUGCCAACUCCGAGCAUAAAGGGAGCAGUGCAGAGGAGUCGCCAGGGAGCAGCAACUUUGAGAACAUCAAGCCCCUGCUCAUCUUUGGGGGGGCAGCAGUAGCUGCCAUAGCUGUGAUCAUAGGAGUAGCCAUUCUAGCUCGGAAAAAAUAGGAAACCUGAGGAGCGCAGGGGAGAGCAUUUCCCCUGGGUUGUGUACUGUUCCUUUUGACACCAAUGCAUGCGAUCACUUCUAUACAUACCUAUAAAUAUGCAGUAUAUAGCGAGAGAGGUAGGUAGGUCUUGCUUGAGGCUAGUGUGCCAGGGUCCUCAGUCCAUUCAUGCUCUCACAUGUAAUAUAACCUGUGGGAAAAAAAUCGAUAGUUUUUUCCUGGUCAAUAGAUGCUAUUCUAUGAUUUCUUUCCACAGCUCCUUCCCGUCCCACUUUUUGGUCAGCUUUUAAACUUGGUUCCAGCAUCAUUUUCGAAUCCUUUGCUUUUAGUUGGGCCAUGGAAGAGCAGAUGAAAUGACCAUUUCCAUUCAGGAGGACCAUCUAGUAUUCUGUAGCUCAGCUCACUGAAACGGCAAGUACUUUCGAAGAUGCAUAAGAUUGUAGCAUCUUCUCUGAGGACCAUGUGGUCCCAUCCAGUAUUCAUCUACUUCAAUUCAUUGUCAGAGCAUCAAAGUACACUCUCAUCUAAAUUACAAAGCUCUCUUUGGAGUAUGAGAAGCUGUCAGAGUUCAAGAAGCGAACUUAGUCUACUGCAAUUACUAACUGAAGCCCAGAAAGCAUCACCUUGGCUUGCCAUCCAUUACACAAUGUCCACAAAGCAUGGUACUAAAGAUAGCCUGGCAUUGAUUUGAAUAGCUUUGGAACCUAGUAAAGUAGUCUUUCUCCACCACUUAAAUGCAUGUUAAAUGCAACCCUGGCUCUGCAUUGGCCAAGUACCUUUGUAGAAUUUAGAUACCUUUAAAAGAGUGUUUUUUAGGGAAAAAUAAACUUCAGAUAAUUAAACCUUUGGGAUGUUGAUGAGCUCAUCUGUGCAUAUGGAUUUUGAACAAAUGCUGGAGGUUCUCCAUAUAAAGUUAUAUACCUUUUUGUGCUAUGAAUGGGAAAAAAGGGAACAACUAUAGGAAUAAGAUGUGUAUUUUCCUUCAUCUGGAAUAUGGAUUUAAGAAAUAGUGAUAUAUACUGCCCAAAUGCAAGAAUUUGAACCCAAUGGAUGAUCUUCAUUUCAAUGACAUUUUACAGCUUUAAUGCAAGAUAUACCAGAGGAAUGAUAUAAUCUCAUAUAUUUCAUUGGAAAUUAUGUAAAGAAAUAACAGAAAUUGAUUCACAGGAGUCAUUUUUUCCCCAUAACAUUUGAACUGGGAUGCUGAAGAUACGAGGAAAUUCCCUGUUUUGAAAUAUCCUUGCUGUGUUGUUGGUCUUCUUGAAAUAAUUAAAACCAGAUUGAGAGGGGGGAAAGAGUUAUUUAUCUUUGAUAUAUUUACUAAAGAUGUUUCCUUGACAGAAAGAGUUUGGACACUGGAGCAUUGAUUAUAAUGUAAGAUGACUGAAUGGCCAUCCCUUACUUUAGUAGAUUUUUUUUUUUUGCUGCUUGGACCAUGCUAGUGAAAUAGGUGUGUGUGUGUAUUAAUUAUACAAACUCACCCAUACCAAUUGGCUUAAUUUUAGUAAAAGGUUGGUGUUUGUGGUGUGUGUGUAUGUGCGUAUCACAUUUUCAUCCCAUCAUGUUCAGAAGUUAACCUACACACUACAUUUUUUUUUUUUGUAUUUUUAGCCCCACUAACUAUAAACUCACAAACCAUAAAUCCAAAAGUAUGGUAAAAUGAUGGCAGUGCGUAGACUACAAUUAAUCAUCUCUCUCUCACAUUUAUGGCUGUGCUGUCAUUGGUUAGGUCUAUAAGGGAAUCAUUCACUGGCAGCCAUUGUUUAAUACUGUGGUGUCCCACUGUUCUGAAUAAUUUUUCAGAACCUGCUCCCCAUCUGAAAACCUGUAUUCUUGUGUAUAUGUGUACAAGCUUUCCUAACCCUGCCUUAUUUGAGAAUAUGUGUAUAUACAUUACAAUUUAUGAAGCCUUUGUAAAGCUACAAAAUCUGUAUUCUUUGUAGAAAAGCAGAAUGCAACCAUUUAUUUGCACACCUGCAUUCACACAAAGUGUCUGUGUUUGUGCCACUUGCAUUCCAUUGUACAGUAGCCAAAACCAAAAUUUCCUUUCAAUAAACAAAGAUACAUUUAGCUAA
Messenger RNA from Candoia aspera, 2850 nucleotides. It is a transcript of the gene CEND1, whose product is annotated as cell cycle exit and neuronal differentiation 1. The record is from RefSeq and is a predicted model, not a curated record. Lineage: Eukaryota; Metazoa; Chordata; Lepidosauria; Squamata; Candoiidae. Gene Ontology annotation, biological process: radial glia guided migration of cerebellar granule cell; cerebellum development; cerebellar Purkinje cell differentiation. The transcript is spliced from 2 exons. Bases 354 to 776 code for a protein of 140 amino acids.